UUUUUUUUUUUACCUGCGUAAAUAUUGUCGUGCUGUUUCUACUCAGUCACGUCCAUCCGCUCAGCACAUCAGCAGCUUCAGUUCAUGACAGCUCUGGUUCUUCUAGCCACGGAUUGUGACUCCACAGCUCCUUCUCUCUACUGCUGCCUCUCCUGCUCAACAACAUGCAGAAAAGGAGGAAACCAGAACCGAUCCAGCUGAACCCGAUUCCUGAUGGGAACGCUGUCAACGGAACCGGAGCCUCUGAAACAAACCUGGAAGCGCUGCAGAAGAAGUUGGAGGAGCUGGAGUUGGAUGAGCAGCAAAGAAAACGCUUGGAGGCCUUUCUGACACAGAAGCAGAAGGUGGGGGAGCUGAAGGACGAUGACUUUGAGAAGAUCUGUGAGCUGGGUGCAGGCAACGGAGGCGUCGUGUUUAAGGUCUCACACCGACCCUCGGGGCUGAUCAUGGCGAGGAAGCUGAUCCAUCUGGAGAUUAAACCAGCCAUCAGGAACCAGAUCAUUCGGGAGCUGCAGGUUCUACAUGAGUGUAACUCUCCAUACAUAGUGGGCUUCUAUGGUGCUUUUUACAGCGAUGGAGAAAUCAGCAUCUGCAUGGAGAACAUGGAUGGGGGCUCUCUGGACCAGUCUCUGAAGAAAGCAGGCAAGAUCCCAGAACAGAUCCUUGGCAAAGUCAGCAUAGCUGUCAUUAAGGGGCUUUCUUACCUGCGGGAGAAGCACAAGAUCAUGCACAGAGAUGUCAAGCCCUCCAACAUCCUGGUGAAUUCCCGCGGUGAGAUCAAGCUGUGUGACUUCGGAGUGAGCGGGCAGCUCAUAGACUCCAUGGCCAACUCCUUUGUGGGCACUCGCUCUUACAUGUCGCCAGAGCGUCUGCAAGGCACUCACUACUCUGUUCAGUCAGACAUCUGGAGCAUGGGUCUGUCUCUCGUCGAGAUGGCUAUUGGACGCUUUCCAAUCCCUCCGCCUGAUUCUAAAGAGCUGGAACAGAUUUUUGGAUAUCUGGUGGAAGGGGAGGCAGCCGCCAGCGAGUCCUCCCCCAAACCAAGACCACCUGGGCGGCCAGGCAGCUCCUUUGGUUCUAACAGUAGACCCCCAAUGGCCAUAUUUGAGCUACUUGAUUACAUCGUCAAUGAGCCUCCGCCCAAGCUGCCUGGGAUAUUUAGCACCGAAUUCCAAGACUUUGUUAAUAAAUGCUUGAUCAAAAACCCAGCAGAGAGGGCAGAUUUGAAGCAGCUGAUGGUCCAUCCUUUUAUCAAAAAUUCAGAGGCUGAGGAGGUGGACUUUGCAGGCUGGCUGUGCAGCACCAUUGGACUCAGCCAACCAGCAACACCUACCCACGGAACCACAAUGUGAGACCUGCUCAACCGAGUGCAAAGCCAUGUUUAUUUUGAAUGUUUUGUACUGCUGGUUUAAGUGUUCCCCCAAUAACUAGUUUUAUGUCAAGUGUACAAACUCAAAUGCCAAGUUAAAGAAUUAAAUAUUUUGAGGCUACGUUGCAGGCCUGCUUGAAAAGCCAUGUUUUUCUAAUGAAUCAAUAGAAAUGCUGCUAAACCUGUGCUUUAUUUUCCCUUCACCCCCUUCUAGAGCACGCAACUUGUUUGAUAUUCGCUUUAUGUGAAAUUAUUCUUGUGAAUAAAACAAAAACUCCAGACUCA
This is a messenger RNA of Nothobranchius furzeri (turquoise killifish), 1654 nucleotides long. It is a transcript of the gene map2k1, whose product is annotated as mitogen-activated protein kinase kinase 1. Gene Ontology annotation, molecular function: ATP binding; protein kinase activity. The record is from RefSeq and is a predicted model, not a curated record. Gene Ontology annotation, biological process: protein phosphorylation. Lineage: Eukaryota; Metazoa; Chordata; Actinopteri; Cyprinodontiformes; Nothobranchiidae.